AUGUUAAAAUGCAAGCUUGUUUUACUUGCAGGGGAAGCUAGAGGUGGCCAGGUUGUCAAUGAAGUUGACUCAGACGAUGGCGUGACUCUGGCAGCCUUGGUGCCAAAGCCAGCGCUAUCUACGAAGGAGAAGAGGAAAAUCAUGAGGAACAACGUACUCCAGGUGCUUCUAAAGUCCACGAUCAUGCCUUUUAGAUGGUUGAAGAGUUCGUACAGGUGUUUCUAUUGCUACGAGAUCUUUCAAGAGUCGUCAGAUUUGAAAAACCAUCAACACGUCCACGUGGGAGACGAGGUGAAGGUCCAAGCGAUGAAUAACUACUGGGACUCGGUUGUCUAUGUCGAUAUAUCCAACAUGGCCUGUAAAUUGUGUCCAGAAAUGGUGACGGAUUUGUAUGAAUUGAUCGACCAUUUGAUAAUACAGCACGGGAUGGUGUACAACAAGGAUGUAGGGUUGUGUAUGGUUGCGUUUAAACUGGACAACUUCAAUUUAUACUGUUUGGCUUGUGGCGCAAGCUUUUAUACCUUCGGCCCUUUAUUGCACCACACCAAUAAAGACCACAAGGGGACUUCAGCGAUUUUAUGCGACAUUUGCGGGCAGCAUUUCAAACAUGUCAACCUUUUGCGUGCUCACGUGAAAAUUGUCCACGAAAACACCGGUAUGCUGUGCCCAGAGUGUGGAGAAAAAUUCGAAACGCGAGCCAAACUGAAGACUCAUCAGAAAAAUCAACACGACGUGGACAAGAAAUACAAAUGUCUGGUGUGCUCGCAGACUUUUCAGAGCCAUUACAAAAGAUCGCGGCACAUGGCGACGGAGCACAAGAACAGGCAGGAGAUCAAAUGUCUGCACUGUCCGAAGACUUUCGUCUUCAGGAGUAUGAUGAUGACCCAUUUGAGGGACACUCACCUGAAGGUCCGCAACCAUAUUUGCGGGGUCUGCGGCUGGAAGGCCUUCAACAGCAAUCGCCUGAAGAACCACAUGUACAAACACAGUGGGGAGAAGAAUUUCAAAUGCGAUGCGUGCGACAAAGCGUUUACGACUAAGAAGAUAAUGCGCGCGCACUUCGCACGGAUGCACAAAACUAUCCAGCAACCUAUUAUAACCUAUGAACACACAUAUGUACCGCAGUAG
Molecule: messenger RNA, 1128 nt
Organism: Bicyclus anynana (squinting bush brown)
Lineage: Eukaryota; Metazoa; Arthropoda; Insecta; Lepidoptera; Nymphalidae
Product: zinc finger protein 585B-like
Exons: 1
Coding region: 1-1128 (375 amino acids)
Cellular component (GO): nucleus
Source: RefSeq, a predicted model, not a curated record